Molecule: messenger RNA, 7647 nt
Organism: Thyridium curvatum
Lineage: Eukaryota; Fungi; Ascomycota; Sordariomycetes; Thyridiales; Thyridiaceae
Exons: 4
Coding region: 1-7647 (2548 amino acids)
Biological process (GO): L-glutamine metabolic process; UTP biosynthetic process; L-citrulline biosynthetic process
Cellular component (GO): cytoplasm; cytosol
Molecular function (GO): metal ion binding; ATP binding; aspartate carbamoyltransferase activity
Source: RefSeq, a predicted model, not a curated record
AUGUCGGCCACUCUUUUUCCUCCCGCUUCGGCACGCAUCUCCAAUGCUCAAGACGAGAGCCUCAUCUCUCUUGAGCUUGAGGACGGGCUCGUCUACCAGGGCUACAGCUUUGGUGCCCCGAAGAGCAUCGCCGGUGAACUGGUUUUCCAGACCGGCAUGGUGGGCUAUCCCGAGUCCGUGACUGACCCGUCCUACCGCGGCCAGAUCCUCGUCAUUACCUUCCCUUUGGUCGGUAACUAUGGCGUUCCCUCCCGAGAGACCCUCGAUGAGCUCCUUGGUGACCUUCCGGCUCACUUCGAGUCCUCUCAAAUCCACAUUGCUGGUCUUGUUGCCGCCUCUUACUCGGGCGAGGACUACUCCCACUUUUUGGCCCAGUCCUCUCUCGGGACCUGGCUCAAGGAGCAGGGCGUCCCUGCCAUGUACGGAGUCGACACUCGUGCUUUGACCAAGCACAUUCGAGAGAAGGGAAGCAUGCUGGGCCGCAUGCUCCUUCAGAAGAAGGGCCUGACCAACGGUCUCACCAAUGGCCAGGUCAAUGGCAGCACCGGCCUGCACAGCUCGGCCAAUUGGAGGAGUCAUUUUGAGACCCUGGACUGGGUCGAUCCCAACGAGAAGAACCUCGUGGCAGAGGUGUCGGUCAAGGCCCCCAAGCUGUACAAGCCCCCCACCAGCUCGACUCUCAAGCACCCUUCUGGGCGCCCCGUGCGAAUUCUCUGCGUCGACGUCGGUAUGAAAUACAACCAGCUGCGAUGCUUCCUCAAGAGGGGUGUCGAGGUCCUCGUGUGCCCCUGGGAUUACGACUUCGCUGCGGGUGCUGGAACUGAGUACGAUGGUCUCUUCCUGUCCAACGGUCCUGGCGACCCGGCUGUCCUGGAGCAGACUGUGAAGCGGGUCUCGGCCGCCAUCGCCAAGAAUGUCGUCCCCAUCUUCGGUAUCUGCUUGGGCCACCAGCUCCUCGCCAGAGCAGCUGGAGCCGGCACUAUCAAGAUGAAGUUCGGUAACCGCGGCCACAACAUCCCAUGCACGAGCAUGGUCACGGGCAAAUGUCACAUCACCUCCCAGAACCAUGGUUUCGCUGUCAAUGCCGAAACCUUGACCAAUGGCUGGAAGGAGCUCUUCGUCAAUGCCAACGAUGGCAGCAACGAGGGUAUCAUGCACGUCGACAGGCCUUAUUUCAGUGUCCAGUUCCAUCCGGAGAGCACUCCCGGCCCUCGGGACACCGAAUAUCUUUUCGAUGUCUUCAUCAACACAGUCAUGAAGUGUGCUGCCGAUAGCAAGCUCUUGUCUCAGCCCGUUAGCUUCCCCGGCGGCACUGUCGAGGAGAACAACAAGCUUCACCCGCGUGUCCACGUCAAGAAGGUUCUCGUCCUCGGCAGUGGUGGUCUCAGCAUUGGCCAGGCUGGAGAGUUUGAUUACUCUGGAAGUCAGGCCAUCAAGGCUCUGAAGGAGGAGGGCAUCUACACCGUGCUCAUCAACCCCAACAUUGCCACCAUUCAAACGUCCAAGGGUCUGGCCGAUAAGGUUUACUUCCUUCCUGUCAACGCCGACUUCGUCCGCAAGGUGAUCAAGUACGAGCGCCCCGAUGCCAUUUACUGUACUUUUGGUGGUCAGACCGCCCUCCAGGUCGGAAUUCAGCUCAAGGAUGAGUUCGCAGGCCUCGGAGUCCAGGUCCUCGGUACUCCCAUCGACACCAUCAUCACCACCGAGGACCGUGAGCUCUUUGCACGAAGCAUGGAGUCCAUUGGCGAGAAGUGUGCCAAGUCUGCAUCGGCCAACAACGUUGAGGAGGCAAUGCGCGUUGUGAAGGACAUUGGCUUCCCCGUCAUUGUCCGUGCCGCCUAUGCCCUGGGUGGUCUUGGAAGCGGCUUCGCCAACAAUGAGGCAGAGCUCCUCGAUCUCUGCAACAAGGCGUUCGCAGCCAGUCCUCAGGUGCUCAUCGAGCGCAGUAUGAAGGGCUGGAAAGAGAUCGAGUACGAGGUUGUCCGAGACGCUCAGGACAACUGCAUCACUGUUUGUAACAUGGAGAACUUCGAUCCUCUGGGCAUCCACACUGGCGAUUCCAUCGUCGUUGCCCCCUCGCAGACCCUUUCCGACGAGGACUACAACAUGCUUCGCACCACCGCUGUCAAUGUUAUCCGUCACCUGGGUGUAGUCGGCGAGUGCAAUAUUCAGUACGCACUGAACCCUUUCUCACGAGAAUACUGCAUUAUCGAGGUCAAUGCGAGAUUGUCUAGAUCUUCUGCUCUCGCUUCCAAGGCCACCGGCUACCCAUUGGCCUUCAUUGCGGCCAAGCUCGGCCUUGGUAUCCCGCUCAAGGACAUUUCAAACUCUGUCACCAAGGUCACAUGCGCCUGCUUCGAGCCAUCGCUGGAUUACGUUGUUGUUAAGAUGCCCCGUUGGGAUCUGAAGAAGUUCACUCGCGUCUCCACACAGCUUGGUUCGUCAAUGAAGAGUAUUGGUGAGGUCAUGAGCAUUGGUCGCACCUUCGAGGAGGCAAUUCAAAAGGCCAUUCGCUCCAUUGACUUCCAUAACCUGGGUUUCAACGAGACCAAGGCUCUGAUGUCCAUCGACGACGAGUUGCAGACGCCUUCAGACCAGCGUCUUUUUGCGAUUGCCAAUGCCAUGCACGCCGGCUACUCGGUCGACAAGAUCUGGGAGAUGACCAAGAUUGACAAGUGGUUCUUGCACAAGCUCAAGGGCCUCAGCAACUUCGCCCAGGAUAUGAGUCAAUACUCUGCCAAUGACAUUGCCUCUCGCCCUGACCUCAUUCUCGAGGCCAAAAGACUCGGCUUCUGCGAUCGUCAGCUGGCUAAGUUCUGGAGCUCCAACGAGCUGAAUGUUCGCCGCAUGCGGCUCGAGGCUGGAAUCACCCCCUUCGUCAAGCAGAUCGAUACGGUAGCUGCCGAGUUCCCUGCAUACACGAACUACCUCUACCUCACUUACAAUGCUACCGAGAGUGACGUCAGCUUCGAUGACCAUGGUGUCAUGGUUCUUGGUUCUGGCGUGUACCGCAUCGGUUCAUCCGUCGAAUUCGACUGGUGCUCCGUGAGAGCUAUCCGUACCCUCCGCGAGUCCGGUUUCAAGACAAUCAUGGUAAAUUACAAUCCCGAGACCGUCAGCACAGAUUACGAUGAGGCCGAUAAGCUGUAUUUCGAGAAUAUCAACCUCGAGACGGUUCUCGACAUUUACCAGAUGGAGGCGGCAGGCGGUGUUCUGGGUGCCAUGGGCGGCCAGACGCCCAACAACAUUGCCCUUCCCUUGCUGCGAUCCGGGGUCAAGGUCCUCGGAACGUCUCCCGAGAUGAUCGACAAUGCCGAGAACAGGUACAAGUUCUCGCGAAUGCUUGACAGGAUCGGCGUUGACCAGCCGACCUGGAAGGAGCUCACCAGCUUCGAGGAGGCCAAGGAGUUCUGCAACAACGUCUCCUUCCCUGUGCUGGUCCGGCCGUCCUAUGUUCUUUCUGGUGCCGCGAUGAACACCGUCUACUCUGAGGCGGACCUCGAAUCGUAUCUGCAGCAGGCUGCGGAGGUCUCUCGUGAGCACCCUGUCGUCAUCACCAAGUACAUUGAGAACGCCAAGGAGAUCGAGAUGGACGCUGUUGCCAAGGACGGCCAGGUUAUCGGGCACUUUAUCUCUGAGCACGUUGAGAAUGCUGGUGUUCACUCUGGUGACGCUACUCUCAUCCUUCCUCCCCAGGAUCUCGAGCAGACCACCAUUGCCCGUAUCGAAGAGGCUACCCGCAAGAUUGGCGCCGCCCUCAACGUGACUGGACCUUUCAAUAUUCAGUUCAUUGCCAAGGACAAUGAUAUCAAGGUCAUCGAGUGCAACGUUCGUGCCUCGCGAUCUUUCCCCUUUGUCUCCAAGGUCAUGGGCGUCGACCUCAUCGAACUGGCAACCAAGGCCAUCAUGAACCUGCCUGUCGAGGAGUACCCUGCGCACGAGCGCAUCGCCAACUCGGUCGCCUGCAAGGUCCCUCAGUUCAGUUUCUCGAGACUGUCUGGAGCCGACCCCGUCCUUGGUGUGGAGAUGGCCUCCACUGGAGAGGUCGCGUGCUUCGGUGUUGACAAGUACGAGGCUUACCUGAAGGCUCUCAUCUCUACCGGAUUCAAGAUCCCCAAGAACAAUGUGCUGUUGUCUAUCGGAUCCUACAAGGACAAGAAGGAGAUGCUUCCUUCGGUUGCCAGGCUGCAGAAGCUUGGUUACAAGCUCUUCGCCACUGCGGGAACUGCCGACUUCCUGCAAGCGCACAACAUCCCUGUUCAGUACCUGGAAGCUCUUGGUGACGAGAAGGAUGCUCAAAAGUCCGAGUUCUCCCUGACUCAGCAUCUUUCGAACAACAUGAUCGACCUGUAUAUCAACCUGCCCUCCAACAACAAGUACAGACGCCCCGCCAACUACAUGAGCAAGGGCUACCAGACUAGACGUAUGGCUGUCGAUUACCAGAUUCCCCUGGUGACCAAUGUCAAGAACGCCAAGAUUCUUGUCGAGGCUAUCGCCAGACAUUUCGAGAUGGGUAUCAGCAUUCAGGAUUACCACACGAGCCACCAACGAGCUAUCCUCCCUGGCCUGAUUAACAUUGCGGCUUUCGUGCCUGGCUUGGUUUCGGAGGGCAACCACGAUCUCCAGUCUGUGACCAAGGCCUCGAUUGCUUCUGGCUUCAGCAUGGUCCGGGUGAUGCCUUUGGGCGUGGACGGCUCAAUCACAGACGCCCGCACCCUCAAGGUUGCCCAGGUCAACAGCAGGGAUGGUGUCCACUGCGACUUCAACCUCUCGAUCGCUGCCACCUCUACCAACGCGAACCAGAUCAGCCAUGUUGCUGGAGAGGUCGGAUCGCUUUUCAUCCCAUUCCACCACCUCUCUGACAACAUCAGCAAGGUCGCAGCAGUCACGGCUCACUUUGAUGCUUGGCCGGAUCACAAGCCGAUCGUCACUGAUGCCAAGACUACUGAUCUCGCGUCGAUCCUCUUGUUGGCCAGCCUCCACAGCCGGCGAAUCCAUGUCACUUGCGUCACCACCAAGGAAGACAUCCGCCUUAUUGCGUUGAGCAAGGAGAAGGGCCUGAGCGUGACAUGCGAUGUCUCGAUCUACUCGCUGUACCUGUCUCAGAGGGACUACCCUGGCUGCCAACUUCUGCCGACCUUUGAGGACCAGACCGCUCUCUGGGAGCACCUGGAUACGAUCGAUGUCUUCUCCGUCGGAAGCCUUCCUUACCAGCUGGCUCACUCCCUCAAGAAGACUGCUGGCGCAGCAUCUGGCAUUGCCGACGCACUGCCGCUCCUGCUGACCUCGGUUUCGGAGGGCAAGCUCACUCUUGAUGACAUCAAGACUCGUCUUCACACCAACCCCAUGGAAAUCUUCGAGCUCCACGAGCAGGUCGGCACGACGGUUGAAGUUGAGCUGAACCGGCCCUACGUGGUGUCAGCCUCUGAUAUCUGGUCGCCGUUCGAAGGCCGCACUAUGAGGGGUGCUGUGCAACGGGUUACCUUCAUGGACAAGGUUGUUUGCCUUGAUGGCGGUGUGUUGCCUGUCGCUCCUGAGGGCAAGGACAUGUCUACCUAUGGAGCUCUUCCCCCCCUGUCACCGCCCCUGAAGGCGGUGCAGCAGACACCCAUCCCCGAGAGAGAGUCGCCGUUUGAUCGCCGCCCUUCGAUGCUGUCGAGUGCUCGCCCGCCGACAAGAUCUAGGAACAUUGACUCGGCCUUCGGCAUCCUCCCUCCGGCAGCCAAGGUCGGCACGCCGGAGCUUGGUCCGUCGUUCCUUCCCCGUGACUCGCUGGUGCCGUCCAACUUGCAGGAUCUUCUUGCCCAGCCGUCUGGCUUCAAACACCGAUCGCUUCUCUCUGUGAUGGAUCUUGACCGGUCUGAUCUCCACCUCCUCUUGACUGUUGCUCAGGAGAUGCGUCUUUUGGUGCAGCGCGAGGGUGUGCUUGACCUCCUCCGAGGCCGUGUCCUCUGCACGCUCUUCUACGAGCCAUCUACUCGCACUUCGUCGUCCUUCGAUGCAGCUAUGCAGCGCCUGGGCGGUAGGACCAUCCCUGUGGCUACCUCGACGUCGUCUGUGCAGAAGGGCGAGAGUCUGCAGGACACGCUGCGGACUCUUGGUCAGUACGGAGAUGCUAUUGUGUUGCGUCACCCUGACGAGAGCUGCGUCGAUGUCGCGAAGAAAUACUCGCCGGUGCCAGUCAUCAACGCCGGUAACGGCAGCAAGGAGCACCCCACUCAGGCAUUCUUGGACCUCUUCACCAUCCGGGAGGAGCUCGGAACCGUGCAGGGUCUGACGAUCACGUUUGUUGGUGAUCUCCUGUACGGACGCCCGGUGCACUCCCUUGUGCACCUGCUCCGUCACUACCACGUGCAAGUGCAGCUUGUGGCGCCCAAGGCCCUCGCUCUGCCCGCCAAGCUUAGGGAGGAGCUGCGAAGCCGCGGACAGCUUCUUUGCGAGUCCGAGUCGCUCACUCCCGAGAUCAUUGCUGGCAGUGAUGUUCUCUACAUGACGCGGGUGCAGAAGGAGAGAUUCCCGAGCGAGGAGGAAUACAACAAGGUCAAGGGCUCGUACAGGAUUGACAAUGCGACGCUCCGGCACGCAAAGACCAACAUGGUGGUGCUGCACCCGCUGCCGAGGAAUGAGGAGAUUGCAGAGGAGGUUGACUUUGACCAGCGUGCUGCCUACUUCCGACAGCCUGCUCCUGCUGCUCCCCCAGAGAAAGUGUUGAGCAGUUUGAUGCAACGACUCAAUCUCUCACGAUCGAUACAUUCAGCAGCGCCACUAUUCAGAAGGAUGGCGCUUCAUCCUCCGCAGAAAGACCAAGAUAAGCUCAUCUUCGCGCCCACCGGCGCGGGAACGAGCGGCGCGGCCGAGCAGUUCACCAAGCACGAGCUGCUCGGCCUCCGGCGCGCCGACCUCGACCCGUCGAGCCCCAUCACGCAGUUCCACGCGUGGUUCAGCGCCGCCCACGCCUUCAACCGCGGCGAGGGAGACGACGCCGCCGCGGCGCCGGCGACGGCGCUGCCCAGGGUCGCGCACCCGGAGACGUGCACGCUGUCGACGGCCUCGCUGCCCUCGGGCCGCGUGUCCUCGCGCGUCGUCUACCUCAAGGAGCUCGACCCGCGGGGGUUCGUCAUCUACUCCAACUUUGGCACGUCGCGCAAGGCGGCCGACCUGGCGACCAACCCGCGCGCGGCGCUGACCUUUUGGUGGGAGGCGCAGGAGCGGCAGGUGCGCGUCGAGGGCGCGGCCGAGAGGCUGAGCCGGGAGGAGAGCCAGCGGUACUUCUCGACGCGGGUGCGGGGCAGCCGCCUCGGCGCCUGGGCGAGCCGGCAGAGCGCCGUGCUGGAGCCCGACGCCGACGCCGGUGCGUCGUGCGCGGGCGGCGAGGCCGACGACGACGACGACGACGGCCGGGCGCAGCUCGAGCGGUGGGUGCGCGAGGCCGAGGACAGGUUCGACGGGGUCGAGGACGUGCCGGUGCCCGAGUUCUGGGGCGGGCUGCGCGUCGUGCCGGACAGGGUCGAGUUCUGGCAGGGCCGGCAGAACCGGCUGCACGACCGGUUCGUGUACGAGCGGGAGGACAGUGAGGGGGCGGCCCAGCUCACGGAGGGCCGGGGGCUCGAGGGCUCCGAGUGGACUCUUAACCGGCUGAGUCCUUGA